CGAUGAAUUUCUCGCUAAUUGCUUAACUAUUUUCUUCGAGAUAGAGUAUGUUAUUGGUAUGGAUGAGGAAUCCAUGAUUUGAUGAAUUCGCUAAAUUAAAAGACCGUCAUGUGCAAUUGAUAUUGUAAUGAAAACUAUAGUCAUUAUUUAUUUUUUGUUUACGAUAUCUAAUUUUCUAUUCAAAUUCGGCCCAACGCUCUACUAUGUUCUGGAUCCGCCGCUGCUAGAGUGGUAAAGUAUGGUGAUUUUUUGUCCUGUAUUUUUUCACCUAGAAAUUUGUAGAUCUAAUAGAUCAUGAUGAACUCGUUUCUUCUGAAGAAAUAUUUUCAAAAACAACUUAACAACAAAGACGUUAUCAUAUGGUAUGGAGUUGGUAACGGGAGGUAUGAAACAAAUUUCUCAAAAAAUAUUAAAAAUUGAUCUCAUUUUGUAGAGCACAAUAAACUCGUUCCGUCUGUGCAAAAAAAAAAUCCGAAUUAGAACGGAGAAAAUAAGAGCCGACUAAAAAAACAAGAAAAAAUAAAAUAAUUUUAAUUCACAACCUUAAAUUUAAAUUUUCUGAUCCCACUUAAAUCUAAAUUACCAAUUUAAUUACUCAUAUGACUGUAUCUUCAGCCACAUAACCCUUUGCCCAACCAUAUCACUUGACUUGUCAUUAGGGAUGGCAAUAAAACCCGAACCCACGGGUACCCACCCGACCCAACCCGGUCAACGCGGGUAAAAUCCGUGUUGGCGGGUUUUGGGCCGGGUUUGGGUUUAAACCCGUUCACUAUUCACCGGGUUGGGUUGGGUUUGGGUUUAGGUAAACACGACCCAUGGGUACCCGCCCACACUCAUAUAAUUAAUUUUCUCGGUAGAUUUAAUAUUCUAAACAACUAAUCUUAUUUAUGUUUGUGGAGGCAUAUCUAAUUUUUUCGUUCUAAUUGUGUAGAAUGAAGUUGAUGUUAUUGAGUGGAGAAUGAAGAACUUAAUUGAAAGGAAGAAGUUUUCAAUUAAUCAUGUUAUUUAUGGAUAAUUUGUGAUUGACUUCAAUUUUCUUGAGUUUUCUAGAUUGGUGUUGAACAAUUCAAUUUGUAUAGUUAAUUUGUGAUUUGCUCGAAUUUUUUAGAAUGGUGUUUUAUAUAUAAAUAAUUUGUAUUGAGAUUGAUAUUUGACUUUAAUUUUGAUAAAACUUGUUAUUGUAAAUUUUUUACGACAAAAACCCGUGGGUACCCAUGAACCCGCAGAUACCCAACGGGUUGGGUUGGGUUUGAGUUUUUCAAACCCAGUAAAUUUUACCGCGGGUUUUUUUCAUGAAUAAACCCAUGGAUUUGGGUUUGAGUUUGGCAAAAUCCGACCCAACCAGACCCAUUGCCAUCCCUACUUGUCAUUGCUAAAUCAUAGUCCAGGUCGGGCCCGGUAGGCGGUAGGAACGGACAUAAAUCAGCAAACAAAGAGACCCAGUAAAUCAUGGACCUAGAUAAAUUGGCCCAACUAACAGCCCGCAAGCCCAGUAGGGUUAAGGAUAAAUAUGCGGCGCCAGAAUCCAGAACCCGCCGCCACGUGUACUAUAUCAUCAAAUCUAUCAGCUAUUAAUACGCAGGACCACGCUACACUACAGUGCUCCAUUCUUUGCGUCACUUCUUCCGUCAGUCUCAGACAGUUACCAAAUCAAAUCUCUCUCCCAAAACCCUAGCUCCCCAAAAUCCACAACCAGAUCUAAACCUUUCCCGCCCGCCAUUACCGCUUCUUACCUUCUCCCAUGAAUAGCCGCGGCGGAGCAGGAAGAGGCGGCGGAGGAGGCAGGGGUCGAUUCCGGGGAUCGUCUCGAUUUGACGGCGGUGGAGGAAGGCAAGGGAGCCAUCCGCCGUCGAGGCACCUUUGGGUUGGGAAUCUAUCUCACAACAUAGAGGAAUACGACCUGACGCGGCAUUUUCUGGAGUUCGGCGAUCUCGACAAAGUUUCGUUCCAUCCUGGCCGGAGCUACGCCUUCAUCAACUUCAAGAACGACGAGGACGCGAUCGCUGCGUACAAAGUUCUCCAGGGGUUCCCCGUCGACGGUCUCCCUCUUAGGAUUGAGUUUGCCAAGGCGGACAAGCCAUCGUCAUCAUCACGUGAUGAAGAUCACGAGCAACUAAGUCCCAGUGAAGUCCUAUGGAUAAGCUUCCCAGCUGUGCUCAAAGUCGACGAAGCGAUCCUGAGAAAGGCCUUCUCCCAAUUUGGUGAGAUAGAGAGGAUCACAGUAAUCCCAGGUCGUAGCUAUGCAUUCGUACAGUUUAGAGCCUUGUCAUCAGCUUGCAGGGCUAAAGAGACUCUCCAGGGGAAGCUGUUCGGUAACCCACGCGUUCAUAUCAGUUAUGCCAGGAAUGAAGGGCGGCCGAGAUCCCCUCGCCUAGUUGGAGAUUCUUCUGAUGGUGGUGGCGGGAGGUAUGAUUUUGUUGGUGGAGGAAAGAGUAGUCAGUUUGACAGCUGGCGGUUCGAAGAGGAGCUAGGACCCCCACCAAAUGUGUAUGAAAGGCGUGGUGGGGCCCUUAGGGGAGUUGGUCGAAAGAGUUCAUUGUUAUACGAAGAGGAACAGUGGGAUUUGCCUGCCGAAGAAGAUUCUUUGUAUCCCAGUAACAAGAAGCUGAAGACAGGAUCUUUCGAACAUGAGCUUCCUGACCACCAUCCUUACUCUGACCAAGAAAGUCGACGUGCACCUCAAGGGGGAUUUGCUGAUUUUCCCUACCAGCCAGAAGGUCGUGGGAGGAAUGUGGAUCGCUGGAAGGGAUCUUAUGAGGAUAUUCAGCAGAGCCCGGCAGGAGAACCUUUGUUGCAUGUUCCUGUAGAGAGGAAAAGGUUUGGUGGUUCAUCUGAACCUGUAGUACCAAAGCCUUCAUUGAAGUUGUGGCAAUGGGAAGGGGCGAUAGCGAAGGGAGGGAGUCUGGUUUGUCAAGCUCGUGCUUUUCCCGUGGGGAAAUCUAUGGAGAUCAUGUUGCCAGGAUACUUGGACUGCACAGCGAGAACAAGCCUCGACAUGCUUUCAAAACACUACGACCAGGCAGCUUCAGCUUGGGUCAUCUUCUUCGUCCCAGCAAGCGAUGCUGACAUGGGACACUACAACGAGUUCAUGCACUACCUCGGCGAAAAGCAACGAGCAGCAGUCGCGAAACUUGAUGAAAGAACCACUUUGUUCCUUGUGCCACCAUCCGAGUUCUCAGAGAAAGUGCUGAAAGUUCCAGGAGACAUGAGCAUUUCUGGCGUCGUCCUAAGAUUGGAGCCUCAGGUUUCGAACUCGGUGGUGCGCCCACCUCAUGAACCGAACUUGCACUUCCAAGGGGAUGCUCAUAUGCCUUACAAAGCAGCACCUCUUCCCCAGAAGGAUUCUUUAGGAAUGCCGCCAGUUGGAUUCUCGGGUUCUGUUCAUCCAUCUCAUGGGGGGAGUAUGUCGAAUGCAUACGCUGAUCAUAGGAAUGAAUAUCUUACUCCUCCCCAGCCACGUAAUAGAAUUGACAUGUCGCCGCAGCAGGCAUCUGGUGCUGGAAAUGAUCUGGUGUAUCAUCAUGAUCCUCACCACCAAGGAGCAUUGCCUGGAAAUAGCUCAGGCCAUUAUGCAGGUGGAAGAUCAAACAUGUCCAUUCAGCAGCAGCCAACACCACAUUCAGUUCCUUCAUCCCUCGGUGCUGCAGGCCUCCAGCCACAGCAGUUGGCGCAGUUAGUAUCUUCACUUCUCGGGCAGCAGGGCCAGCUGGGAGGGAACAAUCCGGACCCAUCAAUUGCCGAUGAUCCAAGGAAGGGUAGCUCGUUGGCGGCACAAACACAUGACUUGCACAACAAUAACCAGCAGAAUUAUGAGCCAUCUUCUCAGUAUGGUCAACUUCAGCAUCUGCAGCAGCAAACUGCGAAUGUGCUGACAGCAAUGAAUAGAGACACGCAGUCGACGGCAGUGGGGCAGAUGAAUCCUCCGUCAGGGGUUCAAGGUGGUACUGCCGGUUCACAAGGUGGUGCCGGCGAUGUUAAAAAGCUCGAGGCAACAUUAGAACUUGCAGCAACUCUUCUUAAACAGCUUCAACAAGGGAAGGGGCCUUAGGGAGAUAACAGUUUAUAACAUCCUUUUAUGUUAUGGUCUGAAAAAGGUUUAGUAGCAUGUUUGAACAGAAAAGAAAACACUUUCAUCCUUUAGUGUCCAUGGUUGGUUUUGAUUCUCUUAUGGUGCAGUUACACUUCAACACCCUUCAAGUUUCUUCUUUGGCCAACGAGCAGAGUGGGUCCACACAUGUGGUUAACUCGAAAUUUUAAACGGAUCAAAAGCACAAGAAAAAUAGGAUCCAAACGAAACUGGUUUCUGAGUUUUUCAGCAUUUUGAUACUUCAAUGCUAGUUUAUAUCGACUGGAUCAAGCUCGCCAUUAUAAAAGAAUGAUUUGAAAGAAAAAAAAUGUAAAUUUAAGUGAGUUUAAAUUUUAACAAAAGAAAAUUAAUAGAACAUG
This is a messenger RNA of Linum trigynum, 4446 nucleotides long. The record is from the annotation of a GenBank genome assembly. Lineage: Eukaryota; Viridiplantae; Streptophyta; Magnoliopsida; Malpighiales; Linaceae.